AUGAACGGCCAGCCAAUACCCGGCUACUUCUGGGACGCAGAGAAGAAGAAAUACUUCCGGAUCCAAACCCAAACCGCAGCCCAAGGAUCAAAUCUCAAAUAUUCCUCAGCAAAUAUCAAGAAGACAGAGCGCAAAGAGCGCAUCCAGAAUGUCGCACUCGCGCGUUCCAAUAAGCUUAAAAAGGAGCGGGUCGUCAGGCGCAACACGAACAGCUUCGCCCAGACAAACAUCGAUAGGGAAAUCGGCCUGAAAAGACGGUCACGCUAUGUCCACGGUCUUUGGCCUGACGCAUGCGCAGCCGGCAUUCAAGAACGUCCCGAAAAGGUGCUACCUCCAUGUGGACUCCGACUCUUUGCCAAAGACCCAGUACAUCACACGAUAUACGCAGUCCAAGUCUCCUCGUUGUCCUUUCUACCGGCAACCGGCGCGCUUGCGGUGACGACGUAUGGCUCUGAUCGACCGCCAGAAGUAUGGCUCAGCGACCCGGGACGCGAUGAUCCUUACGUGGGGCAGAAGUUCACACCGAAAGACUGUUCAGCUAUCUGGGGUGCUGCUGCCAGACCAACGACGUUCACGGCAUCACCAGGUCUCGCAAACAGUGUCGCAGCGACCUGGACCGAACAUCUCGCAGUUGCAGCCUCGAGUUCGAUGCUUCUAUUCACUCGCUCACAGGGAGGUGCAUGGGACUCUCAAGCUGUAGUUAAGUCACUUGAAUCAGACCUUCUGGCCUUGGAGUGGAUAUCAUAUACUACCGUCGCGCUCGGCUGCCGAGAUGGAACUAUCCGGCUAUACGACACAAGAUCGGGGGGCUCAAGUCACGUCUUGACACAUCCAGCGCCCAUCGCAAAGCUCAAGCGUGCCGACGACGAGACUAGAUUGAUAUGCUCGGGGCUUAACGACACGCUUUUCCUCUACGACAUCCGCUCACCUCGCUUAUCUCGGAACUCAUCACGAAAGAUGUUCAAUUACGACAACCACCACUACAACGAGGAAUAUUUCAAGAACCUGUAUCCGACUCAUCGCGACAGUCACAAACGCCGCAAGCUCAACCACAAAGCUUUCAAGAACUGGUCGCAGCCAGUCAUGACUUUUGCCCACCUGAACAGAGACGAGCUAGAACUGGACAUCGAUGUAUACCCAAGACUCGGACUUCUAGCAGCAGCUCAAGACACAACGGAAGGUACAGUGAUCCGGAUCAGCAAUAUCUGGACGGGUAAAUCUGUUAAAGAGAUUGAUCCAGGCAGCACGCACCAGGCCAAAAUCCGCGCACUCAAAUUCAUUGAAAGCGGCUUUGACGGCAAUGUUGACCUUUGGUCGUGUUGGGAAACAUUUGCUGCAAUUAUCCGCUGCGUCCCAAGUCCCAAAGCCGCGAAGAACAUCAUGUCGAAUAUCGAUCUCGAAAAGUGCACCGCCACUUACUCAUCCACCAGAGCUCUCCCCAGUACCAACCCCCGCACCUCCAACAUCAAGAUGAGGUUCCCUAUCCUUAUUGCGUAUAUCGGUCUCUACGUCGGAACCUAUUACCUCAGUCCCACUGGCCCUGGAUCCGAGCACCGCGACGGCGACUCCGGACGUAUACCACCUCUGGCCAUCGUGCUCACGCUACUCGGCCCUGAACUCAUUCAGAAAGCGUUUGCUGUCACGACUGCAAUUUCGAAGACAGAGUCUCCAUGUUUCGGUUUCGGGUGGUUGGCUUAUAGCUUGUCACUCUUGUCGUCAGUCACGUCUAUCAGUGGUGAUGUGAUGCCGAAACCGGAGUGCGAUGUGAAGGUUCUGGACAUGAGCACGGGGAAGAGACGGUCGAACAAGGAGUUUGCUGUUGCAAGGCUGCUUCGCGACCUGGAGUACCGCUCUACCUCCACAUCCGUUGAGAGCUACAUGGAUCCAAGCAGCGAUAUCGUUGUCGAAAUCCUCCAACCCACUGGUAUAUCCUCCGCUUCCACUUCCUUCAGAAACCUACUCCAGAGUGGCAGCUUGAUGACCGUAAUCCUCCAAUUCUGUCUCGCCGGCGCAUUCUGGUUCUACUACGGAGACCUCUCACCACUCCUGCUGCUCAGCAUAUCAAUCUUGCUUAUCGAAGCUACAGCCAGCCUACCCGUCUGGACUGCUCAGAAGACCGCUUCCUCUACCCGGAAUAGUCGGGACGGCACAUACGCAUUGAUGCGCGACACCGACUCCCCACCCAGCCACAUCUACAUCAUCCAGCCCUCCCCAACGGCAUCCACCAACGCCGAAGGCAUGACCGCACAUCACGACACAUCCACCAACGCCUCAAACCCCUGUGUAUCACCCAUCAUCCUCAUCGCCGGCGCUUUCUUGAGCCAAGCACUCCUGUACACCCAGCUCUCAGAUAAUGCAGCGAUUGCUAUGCUGCUCAUCAUGUUCGUUGGUACGAUCAGUAACAUUGCUAUCGUUGCUGUGCCGCGCGUGCCACAGGUCGAUGGCGCGGAACUAAGAUCUGUUGGUGUGAUGAAGGGGGAGGGGAGUGUUGUGGAGGUUUUGAAGGGGGUUGAGGCGGCGUUCGAGGGAUAUGGAGACGUGCUACUGAAGCAGUGUUUCCCUGAGAUGAUCGGGAACUGGGAAAGUGGAAUCGAGAAGGUGAAGAUGGGGGAGAUGGAUUGA
Molecule: messenger RNA, 2622 nt
Organism: Alternaria metachromatica
Lineage: Eukaryota; Fungi; Ascomycota; Dothideomycetes; Pleosporales; Pleosporaceae
Exons: 5
Coding region: 1-2622 (873 amino acids)
Cellular component (GO): Cul4-RING E3 ubiquitin ligase complex
Molecular function (GO): protein binding
Source: RefSeq, a predicted model, not a curated record